Leptonychotes weddellii (Weddell seal) is the source of this 5867-nucleotide messenger RNA. NCBI's taxonomy places the organism in Eukaryota, Metazoa, Chordata, Mammalia, Carnivora, Phocidae. The record is from RefSeq and is a predicted model, not a curated record.
UUGAAUUAAUAAAGAAAUCUUUAAAAAAAAAAAAAAGGCAAGAAAAUGGUGUCUCUUCUGAGGAUAUCAGUGAGGGAAAAGUCACCCAUUUUGGAAAAAUAAAAAGAUACCCUUCCUCUAGGUUAGAAGCAGCCCAGUACCAGGGCACAUAACUUGAGCAGCAGAGCUUGGGCUGGAUUUUAGCCCUAACCAGGUUAGAUCCUCUUGUGCAGUGAACAACCUAUACAACUGUACAUGGUGGUACCAAAGGCUACUGUAGGCUCUUGAUCAAAAUAGGACCAAGAAGAGAGCAGAGAAUUGGCAGGGCUCAGGGGUGUCUGUUCACAAGGGCCCCAUAGUUCCCCCUUGCUUCCAUUUGUUCCCAGAGACGAGGGCUGGGAUGCUCCUUGCCCAUGGCCACCCCAUGCUGUGCCUCCUCACUGUCUGUGUUUUCCUCUCUGGCGGGGCGCGGGGCGGCCCCUAGGUGUCCAGCCACAUACAGGUUCUAGCUCGGAAGAAGGUGCGGGAGUACCAGGUUGGCAUCAAGGUCUCUAGCCACUUGCAGGUUCUAGCCAGGCGGAAAUCUCGAGAGAUUCAGUCCAAGCUGAAGGCCAUGAACCUGGACCAGGUCUCCAAGGACAAAGCCCUCCAGAGCAUGGCAUCCAUGUCGUCCGCCCAGAUCGUCUCCGCCAGCGUCCUACAGAACAAGUUCAGCCCGCCCUCCCCUCUGCCCCAAGGCGUUUUCUCCACUUCCUCACGGUUCUGGAGCAGCCCCCCUCUCCUGGGACAGCAGCCUGGACCCUCUCAGGACCUCCUCAUCCACUUGUCCGUCCGGCCGCCCUUCGGUUACUUCUCCCUCCGUCGCUGUCGCAUCAAGCCCUUUGCACAGCCAGCCUACCCCAUCCAGCCGCCCCUGCCGCCCACGCUCAGCAGUUACGAGCCCCUGACCCCGCUCCCCCCAGCUGCUGCCUCUGUGCCCGUGUGGCAGGACCGCACCAUCGCCUCCUCCCGGCUGCGGCUCCUCGAGUAUUCAGCCUUCAUGGAGGUGCAGCGAGACCCUGACACGUACAGCAAACACCUAUUUGUGCACAUCGGCCAGACGAACCCCGCCUUCUCAGACCCGCCGCUGGAGGCCGUCGACGUGCGUCAGAUCUACGACAAGUUCCCUGAGAAGAAGGGUGGACUGAAGGAACUCUAUGAGAAGGGGCCCCCGAACGCCUUCUUCCUUGUCAAGUUCUGGGCCGACCUCAACAGCACCAUCCAGGAGGGCCCCGGAGCCUUCUAUGGGGUCAGCUCUCAGUACAGCUCAGCAGAUAGCAUGACCAUCAGCGUCUCCACCAAGGUGUGCUCCUUUGGCAAGCAGGUGGUGGAGAAGGUAGAGACGGAGUAUGCCAGGCUGGAGAACGGGCGCUUCGUGUACCGCAUCCACCGCUCCCCCAUGUGCGAGUACAUGAUCAACUUCAUCCACAAGCUGAAGCACCUGCCGGAGAAGUACAUGAUGAACAGCGUCCUGGAGAACUUCACCAUCCUGCAGGUGGUCACGAGCCGGGACUCCCAGGAGACCCUGCUUGUCAUUGCUUUCGUCUUUGAAGUCUCCACCAGCGAGCAUGGGGCCCAGCACCAUGUCUACAAGCUCGUCAAAGACUAGGCCACCGUCGGCCCCCAGCACCAGGAUCCAGGACAAGCAUCUUUUCCACACACCUGCCUGGCCCCUCCCCCCCGCCCCCCGGAGGUCUGGACUGAGGACUCACCCGCCUGCCAGGCCUCAGGCCCAGGACCCAGGAGGCCUCCCCACCUACCCCCAGCACACACACUCCCUGCCACUGUUCUGCGCUUUAAUUGUGGGAGAAGAGGAGGGCUCCGUGGUGGGGCAGCCUGCCCCGGACGCUGAACCAUCACCCAGCUCUGCCCAGCCUCCAGUGAGCGGAUCCGACCCCUUCGGGCUCAGGCAUGUGUGGCCAGCAGGGGAGGGUAGAAUGGAGAUCGAGGAGGUGAGAGUGCAGAGGCCCCAGGAAGGAGAGUGUCGAGUUGGGGUUAGGGUGAGGAGGAGAGAGAGGGGCCCCCACUUUCUUGCACCUGUGGCGUGCCAGGCCUGGUGCUAGGCCCUGUGUGUGCCUGGCGCCGUUCUCAGACCGGGCAAGGCAAGCGUGGGUCUUGAUGUCUCAUGAUGGGCUGAAACUCCGAGAAGUCGAGGGACCCAGCAAGGGGGGCGGAGUUGGAAUUCUCAUCCGGGGCUGCCUGUCCCCAGAGCCCAGGUAUACACUGCCUCCCUGGAGUGGGGGGCCAGCCGCAGGGGGUGGGAGAGACGGUCUGUACUGGGGGCUGGGGCCAGCCAGGUUGGGGGCCUCCUCCCAGGGGAGCAGCUGCUUCUGACCAGGCAGGAAAAGAGGAGCAGCAGGUGCUUGGCACCUGUUAGGUGCCCUCUGUCAGCCCACAGUGCAGCCAGGGCCUCGGGAGCCCCUGUGCCAACCUCCUCCAAGCUGCUCCGGCCCACAUCCGGGGCCUGAGCCCCUCAGCACCUUCCUGACAGGAGAAGGCCCCCAGGGUCAGGCUCCAAAAUAGCUUGGAGGGUCAAGUAGGAAGAUGGGAGUCCCAGCCUCUGGGCAGACCAGUGUCCCAGGGACAAGGGGUAGCAGAAGGAUUUGAUGUUUUCAAAUGCCCAACACUUGGGUUUGGUGAGCCCUCGGUGGGCACCACUUCCUUACGUUUCUCUCCACCUCCAGUCUCCCAGGCCUGGAGUAGCAGCUCCCCAGAGCCAGUUCUGGGACUGAAGGUUCACCCUUCCCCUGCUGCUCCUCCCCAACAGCCAGAGCCCUCAGCCAGCUUGGCCUGUCUACCAGCCACCUCUGGGCAUUGACGAGUUUCAUAUGAAGUACUGUGCCCCUUCCCUUCCGUACACCGCCUGCCCCUGAGCUUCCUGAAGGUCCUCACAGUUUGCAUAUUGCUCAGGCCACUUCCAAACCCAACCUAGGUUUUAUAAUGUAUAUUAUAUUUUUUUGUGUAUUUUUUAAAUCCAGCUGUGAUGGGUUAUAUCAUAAACGUGGCGCGGGGCUGGGGCAGGGGUCCUCAAGGCCCGGCUCCUGCUCCAAAAAAAAAAAAAAAAAAAAAUUAAAGUUAUUUGUUUGUGGGUUAGUUGUGUGACUAGCGUGUGGCAGACCUCUCUGGGCUGGAUUAGCUUUGUGGGGGUCCUCCCGCUAGGUUAGGUCCUGAUGUGUCACCCCACCCUCCCCCAUCUCUGCUGGGGGGACCCACACCAUACCCACUCAAAAUAGGUAUGACUCAAAGAUCCCAUAAAAGCUUUGCACACUCCCUUUCUCUGACCCCUUCCUGCCGUGAGUUGAGUGCUGAAAUGUGCCCAGUGCUGGCCUAGGUUCAGUUGUUAAAUUGUCUCUUUGAAAUGACUUGCCCAAGGUCACACAACUACUGACACAGAGCCCCUCCUAGCUCCCCAGUCUUCAUGAUGGCUGCUACUGGUUCUCACUGUCCUAUCCUCACUUGAGAGCAGAGAAGACAGCCUCAAGGAGGAUGAGUGUUCUCCCAAGGGGAUGGCUGCUAGGAGGGGAAACCAGAUUCCAACCUGUUCUUGUCUGCCUGGGAGAGCCCUGCUCUCCUCUCUGAGCCGGCUUGUGCACAUACCACAGGGACCACAGGAGGGGGAGGGAACCUGCGUUGUUUGAAGUUCAGAUUUAAAUGAGCGUCCUGUAUUUUCAUUUGCUACAUCUGGCAACCCUACUCUAGAAUCUACUGUCUUCUAGAUCAUUGAUCCAAGUUUGCAGAUGGGGAGACAAACUGAAGUUAAAUGUUCUCUUCACCGAGCCAGUCACUGGCUACACCAAGAUUUGAAUCUGCUCAGCCCGACUCCCAAGUCCAUGCACAUGGUCGACAAUUUAAAUCAUCAGGUAGCCUUUUGUCUUAGUCCACAACAUUGGAUAGACCCCAGGCUGUCACUUGCAGGAUGGGGACGGUGCCUGGAGCCCCAGGCAGGUAGGUGGGGGUCCUGGGUCAGAAAGUGGUUUAUGAAGGACCCACCGUGUGCCAGGCCUAAGGCUGGAUGCAAAAUCCAAUCUCUGGGCUAACAGGUAAUUCAGUCUGUUGGGUGCUUGAGGCAUCAUCACGUGCGUUGUUGCCUUCACUCUCCUGGAGUAAACAGCCUUCAGGUAAUUUCUUUUAGAAUCAUGUAGGUCUCAUGCAGAAAACUCAAGUGAAAUAUGACUGGCCUCCUAGCUUGUCUCCUGACCCCACUCCGCCCUGCCCCACUACUGCCCUCCCUCCCCAACGUAACAGAGCUAGAGGUCGGUGAUGAGUAGUUUCAAGGUCCCAAAGUAAGGAAGGAACCAGAAUAAGGUAAAUCUUGUGUGCCCAAAGCCUAGGGCCCUCUCCUGGAAGUGGCUCUCCCCUGCUCUGGGUUCUGUGGGAAGCUCUAAGGAAGGGCCAAGAUGGCUGGACCUCAAAGACCAGGACUGUAGUUCUGUCUUUCCUGCCCUGUGCCUGUUCUGAUGUUCCCAGGGAAGAGGGAGGAAUGCCAUUUUGGUGGUCAACGCCACACUCCAGGCCUAGGCACCAUUCUGAGGUUUCACGGGGGCUCUUUUUAUUUCCCUGUAGCACAAAUGCCUGAGAACUGGGGCUCUCCAGAUAGCUGAACUCUGAAUCCUAACUCAGGUGCACACUAAGCCUUAGACUAAUCAUCCCAGAGGCUGGGACUUGGUUAAACAGCCAACUUCAUUCACAGUGGAAUCAGUCGGCCUCCACACGUUUUCCCUUUGCUUUCCCUUCUCCUGCCUACUCCUCUUUCUUGUGGUGCUGUGGGCCUUGGGAGAGCGGGCACUGGGCUCUGCGGAUUCCCCACAGCCCAGCAGAAAGCAGGGAGUCAGCAUUUGCUUAAUAUAGUGGGUUUUUAAGGACUCCCACCCCAGGGCGUAAGGCUUGAUAGAAUGGGUCCGAUUUAAAUCCACGUGACUCAAAUCAAUAAUCCAGGAAGACUCAAGUUCCCAAGUAUUUCUAAAACGCCCCCUUGCCCUCCCGAGUUUCCAAAACUAUUAAAAAAUGUUUAAUCCUUGGCUCAUUUCAAACAGGAAGGCGUGACUAAUUUUGAAGCCACCUUGUUCUCCCCAUUCCUCAGCACCUAAACCCAACUGAGCCAGACAAGCAGAUAUUUGUGUGCUGGGGCUGGAACCCGUCUGUCUAUAGCCACACGUGAUUGCCAUUUCACAACUGCUGUUUGAGCGCUUAGAGCCUGGCACCGCACAAAACACGUUAACGCUUUGAAAGUGGUCCUACUGUCUUAGGUGCCAUCAUCUGCGCUUUCAGGUGAGGAAACCGUUUUGAGAAUACUCAACAGGCUCACAGGCCUCCUGAAUGGAGAACUGGGAUUCAAACUCAGGGAGUGGGAGGGGUUCUGCCCGCAGGCAAUCACAGGGUGGCCUUCUUGCACCCACUGAACAGUUGAGCAGACAUGGGAAGUGAGAAACCGCCUUUAAAACCCUUCGCUCCACAGCUACUGUCGGGACAGUGCGGCCGCUGGUGGAACAGAAACGUCUCUCCGGUCUCAGGCUCAGACCCCCUGCCCACCGAGGCCCUCAGGAUUGGCUGCUAGCCAUGCAGCUGGGGCCCAGCUUAGCGAACUUUGAGGACUUGAGGCUUCUGCCUCGUGGCUCUCAGCCUGAGAGCACACACUGUGAGGCUGGACAGAUGCCAUUUCUGAUUACACUUAGUCCUCAAAAUACCCUUUUGCCUUAGUUUUUCUUCUGAUUACAAAGAUCAUAGAACUUCAGAAAAUCCCAAUCAUUUUUCUCCCUGAGUUAAGCAUGGCCAACAUUCUGAUAUGGAAACUUCCAAUCACUUUUACUCUGCAUAAACUUUCUCCUUUCAAUAAAAUUGGGUCCCAACUA